Molecule: messenger RNA, 1568 nt
Organism: Carica papaya (papaya)
Lineage: Eukaryota; Viridiplantae; Streptophyta; Magnoliopsida; Brassicales; Caricaceae
Gene: LBO1
Product: 2-oxoglutarate (2OG) and Fe(II)-dependent oxygenase superfamily protein
Source: RefSeq, a predicted model, not a curated record
UUAUUCUUGUUCAAGAAACAGAGGAAAGCUUUCUCUGGUUUUCUGUCCAUUCGUCUCCUCCAAAUCCCUCUUCAAUGGCGCCAGUACCUCUUUCACCCAUCAAAGUAGGUCAUAUAUACGAUGUUCAAGAACUCAGAAAGUCAAAACCAGCCACAAUCCCUCGUAGAUUUGUUCGUGGUAUAGCCGAGAGGUCAACACUUGAACAACCCACAAAACAUCCUCUUGACAUUCCCAUUAUUGAUUUCUCCAAGCUUAAUCAACAAAACCCAGAUGAACACUCCACUGAAAUUUCUCACUUAGCAAUCGCCUGUCAGGAAUGGGGAUUUUUCCAGGUGAUUAAUCAUGGGAUUGACCUGAAUAUGCUUGAAGCUAUUGAGAAAGUUGCUAAAGAGUUCUUCAUGCUGCCAUUAGAGGAGAAAAAGAAGUACCCAAUGGCGCCAGGGACAGUUCAGGGAUAUGGUCAGGCCUUUGUUUUCUCAGAGGACCAAAAGCUUGACUGGUGCAACAUGUUUGCCCUUGGUCUUCAUCCUCCAGCUAUAAGAAACCUAAAGCUCUGGCCAACAAAUCCUCCAGAUUUCAGUGAAACUCUGGAGAAUUAUUCACAGGAAAUUAGAAAACUUUGCCAGAACCUAUUGGAGUAUAUAGCAGAAACUCUUGGGUUGAAGAAGAAUGUGUUUGAGGAAAUGUUUGGGUUGGCUGUGCAGGCAGUGAGAAUGAAUUAUUACCCUCCAUGUCCAAGACCUGAUCUUGUUAUGGGUCUGAGUCCUCAUUCUGAUGGAAGUGCCCUAACAGUUUUGCAGCAAGCAAAGGGUAGCUAUGCAGGACUCCAGAUCCUAAAAGACAACAACUGGGUAUCUGUUCAGCCUGUUCCAAAUGCACUUGUCAUCAACAUUGGAGACACCAUUGAAGUACUGACAAAUGGAAAGUACAAGAGUGUGGAGCACAGAGCAGUGACUGAGUCGGAAAAAGACCGACUCACACUCGUAACAUUCUAUGCACCGAGCUAUGAAGUCGAGAUUGGACCAUUGGCUGAAUUGGUUGAUGAGAAUGAUUCAUGCAAAUACAGAAGAUACAACCAUGGAGAGUAUAGCAAGCAUUAUGUGUCAAACAAGUUGCAAGGCAAGAAAGCUCUAGACUUUGCCAAGAUUUAGACCCAACAGUAACUCUACCUCAGGAGGGUUCCACUAAUUUUAGAUUUUCUAUACAUACAAGUUAACUAAGAACUGUGCGUUGUGUAGGUUAUAGAAUUCAAGACAGAAACAUAAGAAUGAUGAUGCCAUGAGAAUGUUUAAUAUAUUUAUGUAUCUGUAUACAAACUCAUGUGUAAGGAGCAUAUAACUAUAAGCUUAUUGGUUAAUAUUAAUGGAAGCUUUGUGGGGUUCAAUUAGCGAAAGAGAGAAAUCAAGAAUCAAACACAAGGAAAUUGUAAAAUGUUCCUGUUGCUUUUUUCUUGAGGGGUUUCUGAUCAGAUUCCUUGUUAGGAAAAAGGCAGGAUAAAUGUUGGGAAAACUGACACAAUCAUCAUCUCCAAUAUUUUCCCAAAGAAACAAACAGAAAAGUUGGCAAAA